This is a messenger RNA of Sander lucioperca (pikeperch), 2573 nucleotides long. RefSeq names its product ADP-ribosylation factor 2a (gene arf2a). Lineage: Eukaryota; Metazoa; Chordata; Actinopteri; Perciformes; Percidae. The record is from RefSeq and is a predicted model, not a curated record. Gene Ontology annotation, cellular component: cytoplasm; plasma membrane. Gene Ontology annotation, molecular function: GTP binding; GTPase activity. The transcript has 5 exons. Gene Ontology annotation, biological process: intracellular protein transport; vesicle-mediated transport. Bases 283 to 825 code for a protein of 180 amino acids.
UGUACCAGGCUGUAAAGUGUUUAAUUUUGCUGGAAGGGCGUGCAUUUCAACCAUAGACUGUCAAUGAUUUCAACAUGGGGGUCUAUGGGGAUUGACUCCCUUUUGGAGCCAGCUUCAAGUGGCCAAUCGAUGAACUGCAGCUGUUGGCACUUCCGCAUUGGCUUCAUUUCUUCAGCACCGGAGGCUCAGAGCAGAUUCAGAGACGUGUCUCAGCCUUCAUUUGUAAAGCCUUGGUCAAGACCAGGAAGAAGGAUUUUGAAGCACCAGUAAAGGUGAGCCAAGAUGGGAGCUUUUGCUAGCCUGUUUAAAGGCUUGUUUGGCAAGAAAGAAAUGAGGAUCCUGAUGGUAGGACUGGAUGCUGCUGGAAAGACCACUAUCCUGUACAAGCUCAAACUGGGAGAAAUUGUUACCACAAUCCCUACCAUCGGUUUUAAUGUUGAGACGGUAGAAUACAAGAACAUCAGUUUUACAGUGUGGGAUGUUGGCGGUCAGGACAAGAUCAGGCCACUCUGGAAGCAUUACUUCCAAAACACACAAGGCCUUAUCUUUGUAGUGGAUAGUAAUGACAGGGAGCGAGCUGGUGAGGGGAAGGAGGAGCUGAUGCGAAUGCUGGCUGAAGAUGAGCUGGCGGAUGCUGUGCUGCUUGUGUUUGCCAACAAACAGGACCUUCCCAAUGCAAUGAAUGCAGCUGAGAUCACAGACAAGCUGGGCCUUCACUCCCUGCGCCAUCGCAACUGGUAUAUCCAGGCCACAUGCGCCACUGCUGGAGAUGGUCUUUACGAGGGUCUCGACUGGCUUUCUAACCAGCUAAAGAAAGCAAAAUGAUCCAUCACUCCACCUCCUGUCGGUCCUCUCUGUCUGCAGUAUACUGGUUCCUGGUCUCAUUCUCUCCUUUUCUCUUUUUCCUCUGAAGCGUUGGACCUUUGGCCAGUGCUACCCUGCAUCUGUGUACUGUAGGUGUGUGUUUUUUGGAUAUGUGAAUGGGAGCAGCCAUGUUGGGCUUUGAACACAGUUAACUCUCAAGCAUCUCAUUCCUCCAGUGUCAGCACAUCCAAAGCCACUGGUCUCCACAAAGCAAAGAAGGACACAGGAUGUUGAGUCCUGUGUACAUUUGUUUUUAAAUCUGCUAGUGACAUUAAGGCCUUUUUGAACUGUUUAUUCACCUUGCAAAGACACACAGUAUACCACAGUGUCAUGUUUGAUACGGUAAAAUAUCCCACAUCCCAGAUCAGUUCACAUUCUUUUGAAAAUUUUGAGUUUUGGUGGAUUUAAGUUGAUUUUGACUGCUGCAGUGAACACUGGAUACUUAUUUAUUUUCUCUCUUUCAGAAAUGUUUGAAUCCCCAAGUGUGUCUGCUGUACGUCCCGUUACGGUCAGAAUGUAUUCAGCAUCUCUGUUUCUGAAGAAAAGUUGUUGAAUCAUUUCUUCAGUUUUUAUAUUGAAUUCAGUGCCACCUCUAAAUGUUAUCCCUCUUAUGGCAAUAACCUGAUAUAUAUUUACAUGUGGUCUUGUUUUUUACACACAGAGCAUUAAAAGAUCCAUCAGGACUGGGUCUAGAAAAGGCAAUAAAUGUUACAGUGUAUGUUUACAUAUAUGGAGGUGUGUUGUGUGUAGCUACUGCAUUGUUGGUGGAUGUGUGUAUCCUUCUGGUGCUGUUUGGGUUUCAGCCUUGUCCAGUUACUGGAAUGGUGAGGCCUUUUUAUUUUGGACUUUCUCCCACUCUCUCUUUUUAUUUACUGGUAGUCUUAUUUUCUAUUGUAUAUAGUUCUUUGUGUUUGUUUUCUUUUUUUAAUGUAUCUGUUGAUGCACAGACAACCUGGUUUGCUUUGACAUGAGCUGACAUGCCAGGUGUGCAAAUGCUCUAGGGACCAAUUGUUUUCAUUCAGAAAGUGCCCAUUGUGUUUGGUUCAGCUUUUGGUUCGCCUGCAGGGCAUGAGUUUUCCCACCUGUGGUUUUCUAGAGGACACAGAAUUGUCAGCCUGUCUUUGAUUAACGGUAUAGUUGAAUUGGAAGUAUUUGCUCUGGUCCCCUUAUGAAUCAGCACUGUAAAUGCUUCCUUGAUGCUUCAGGCUUUAUGGUGUUUUCCCCGCAUGUAGCCAGGGCACUUCCCCUGGAGUUAUUUACAUUGUCUCCCAGUAAUGCCAUUUGCACAACCUCAGCAACUUGUGCAACACAGGCCUAUGUGAAGACAGCGGUUUAUCUAUCAGCCUUUGCAAUGAACCCAUAGACAAUAACCCUUCCCAUUGUUCUCCAACAGCACACAUGCAAAUGUGCAAGUACGAAAGUAACAGAAUAAUUCCCACACACCACUGAUGCCAAAGGCUACUGCGAUUAAUUAGAAACCAAUCUCGAACUGUGCACACCAAGGUCAUAAUAUCACACUGACCUCCAAAGGAAAAUUAAUUUUCCCUUCUGUUUUUCUAGGACUAGGCAUUUAGUUAAGUUUUCUUUGGAGGUUUGAAUAGCUAAUCGACUCUUCUUUUGGGUUUUUGUUUGUCCUUACGUUGGGGUAUUUCUUAAACAUCAGUAGAGUUCAUAGGAUAAGUGAUUAGGGCUGGGUAUCAUUAAAAAAA